CCAAACUCCCCAUCCUCCUCUGCUUCCACGGCGGCUUCUUCUGCGUCGGCUCCGCCUUCUCCGCCGCCCACCACCGCUUCGCCUCCUCCCUCUCCUCCCUCUCCCCCUCCCUCCUCCUCUCCGUCGACUACCGCCUCGCCCCCGAACACCCCCUCCCCGCCGCCUACCACGACGCCUGGACCGCCCUCCAAUGGCUCGCCUCUCACUCCACCGGCCUCGGCGACGAGCAUUGGCUCACCCUCCAUGCCGAUUUUAACAAAAUCUUCAUAAUCGGCGAUAGCUCCGGCGGCAACAUCGCUCAUUACCUGGCCAUGAAAGCGGGUCGGGAAGGGUUACCCAAUGGGGUCACCAUUUCGGGUGUCAUUGUGAUCCACCCCUUUUUUUGGGGGUCGGAUCCGAUGGCGGAUAAUUUGGUUUGGAGUCAUGAGGAUCGGAUAGGUUCUCGGCUUUGGAAGUUUGUUUACCCGGAUAGUCCGGGUGGGCUUGAUGAUCCGUUGUUGAACCCGUGUGCACCCGGGGCUCCGGAUUUGGCGGGUCUUGGGUGUUCUAGGUUGUUGGUGUGUGUUGCUGAGAAAGAUCCACUUAGGGAGAGAAAUUUGAAGUAUUAUGAGGCUGUGAGGGACAGUGAUUGGGUUGGAGAAGUUGAGUUGUAUGAAGUUGCAGGAGAGGAUCAUGUUUUUCAUGUGUUGAAACCUGAGGCUGAGACUAGUAAGAUGAUGAUGAAAAGAUUGGUUUCAUUCAUCAAUAAGUCUAUCGAUACCACAAAACAAUCUCAUGAAACCGAUAUAGAAUCGAUCACAAACCAAUCCCAUAUCGAUACAGAAUCGACCACAAAACAAUCUCAUGAAUCCGAUAUAGAAUCGAUCACAAACCAAUCCCAUAUCGAUACAGAAUCGACCACAAAACAAUCUCAUGAAGCCGAUAUAGAAUCGAUCACAAACCAAUCCCACAUCGAUACAGAAUCGACCACAAAACUAUCUCAUGAAGCCGAUAUAGAAUCGAUCACAAACCAAUCCCAUAAAGCAGAAGAGGAGUAAUAAAUGACUUUUAUGAUGGGUGCCAUCAUCUCUGAAUUAUUUUAUAUAAUUAAUUCAGUGUUCAUACAUGUAUAUUUUUCGCUAAUUAAUAGUCUUGUAAGUUAAAUUGUGUCCUUGUUUUUUUGUUUAUGUUUGAAACAAUGAUCGUUUUGGGAAGGAGAUUAAAAAUUGACUUCUUGAUUUUUUUUUUGAAAAAAAUAUAUAAAAAUGUGGGCGAUGUGUAAACU
Molecule: messenger RNA, 1264 nt
Organism: Camellia sinensis
Lineage: Eukaryota; Viridiplantae; Streptophyta; Magnoliopsida; Ericales; Theaceae
Source: RefSeq, a predicted model, not a curated record